AGUGAGUCCUAUGAAUAUUUAAUGUGCAACUCGGGCUGGACCAGCAGAGGGGAGUCCAUGGGCCCCGAUCCCUGUGCGCGCCAGGGCCGGGGCGCGCAGCGAGCUCGUCCGCCCGGGUCCCGCCACCGCGAGAACCCGGGGGCAGGGAGGGCGGGGGGUUGCGCCAGGAAAAGGUUGGCAGAAAGAGGGCUGGUGACAGGGAGCCCGGCUCGGGGUGAGCAGGCCGACGCGUUCAUUUCCAUAAGAAAGCUGAAAUCGCGGUUGGAGGCAGGAUUUCUCCCCGCUGGCGCCCUUCCCCCAUAGCCGGUUUUCUGCUAGAAGCCGGCUCCCGAGCUCAGAACCCUAAGUGUGCGCUGUGGGCUUUGAUGGUGUUGAUAAAAUGUGGUUUCGAGUGUUGCCCCGAAUGAGGCCGGUUUCCUGUCUGCGUGUGGAGUGGAAGAUCGCGCAGGGUGAGUCCAGCGCUCGGGGGAGCGGCCAGGGGAGCCGGAGCACGCCAGUAAAGGCAGCGGGCGCAGGGAACCCUGGCAGAGGGCGUCCUCCCGCAGGUCUCUGAGAGGGGGAGCCCGGUUGAGACCAAGACCCCAAGCAAAGAAGCGGGGGCAGGGGUGAUGAGGGCUGAGAGGUCGCGAAAGUCCUGGAAUCCAGGCAGCCCGCGCAGGGGAAGGGCUGGCCAGCCUCGCCGCAUCCUCUUCUACCACCCGGGAAACUUUCGCUCGCCGCCGCUGACCCUCUUCCUGCGAAGGAAUAAAGUGAACUUGCUCAGCUACUUGAUUCUCCUAGCUGUUCAGUUCCUUUUCUUUUUCUCAUAGAGUUUCUUUUCGGGUUUUAGUGUGAACAGCAGCCGUGUGUCCUCAGUUCUCUAAAGCACGCACGCACAUCUCCUAGAUAAUUUGUGAUCUCCUCUGGAAAAAUUACAAGCCAGAUCUGUAAGGUUUAUUCUUAGGUAGUUUACAAAAAGCAGGAAAUGUGUGAGGCACGUGCCUGCAAAUACAACAAAAGCACUUUACCUUCUGGAAAAAGUUGCCUGCAAAUGGCUGGUUCCCUUUGCCCAUUCGAGACCACCUGUACUUCUCUGCGAAACUAAAUCGGGCCACUAAUAAAGCACUAAUCAGAUCAGGCAAUUAAAUACCAAUUAUGACUAUAAAUGACUUUAUUACUAAUGAUUGGAAUUGAAGACUCAAACCCGGUCAAGGUAAUCAAGCUGUUUCAAAAUUCUGCUACCUAAGACUUUUACAUCGCUCUUUCCUCAAAAAAAAAAAAAAAAAAAAAAAAAAAAAAAAGGUGGUAAGAAGACCAGAGAUUAUGUUUCAAGGAGUUCACCAGUAGAUAGCCAUGGACAAUGUUCAAUUUAUUUCUCUCAGUAAAGUUUCUUGCUACUUUUGGUAAAUAAAGAAGUCUUCCUUUCUGGCCCUUUCAGGCUAUGUAAAGUGUAAUCAAUGAUGGUGGUCAUAACAUACUUGGUUGGGAUGUGGACCUGAGAUAGGGUGGGUGUGUGUUCUCUGUCCAAUUACUCUGAGAGUGCUCAAAACCCUAGAAGAUUGUAAAGAACAAGUGUUUUAACUCUCCAGAUGGGGUAAUGGUUGUAGGGAAUGCUGGGAGGUAAGGAAGUGAAGGAUGUUGAACCCAGAGAGCAAAGGAGAAAUAAGGAUUCAGUCUACCUUUUAAUUUUUCUUUUUGCUCAUGGGUUGAAAUGGCUUUGUCAUGUCAUGGGCCAAGUGACUGAAAAAGAAAAAGUUAUUGAGAAGAGUUUAUCAAUUUAAAAGUGACUGUGGCUGGGUUUAUUUAUUAAUGAAGAAGAUUUGCUACUGCUUUCUUGCUCUCGAUGGACAACCUCUUGUUAUUCCAAAUGGAAGUCCACACUCAGUUCCUUGAUGGGAGGAGAAGACAUGGGAGAGAGACGAACAAACUGCUGCUGGUGUCCACCACAAGAAGAAAAAAGGGGGCAGCUUGUAGGAGCUCCCCUGCUGCCCAGAAGCAGGCAGGCUAAGCACUGGGCAGUUGGAGGAGCCAGCAGCUCCUCUUGAUGUAGGUCACCUCUGCUCACCGUCCCAUGGUCUUUCAGGAUACUGGAUGUGUUUUGGGCACUGUACUUCCAUACCGUCUUGCUCGGGACAUCUGCCCAGCGCCUCAGCUCCUGGGUGGAAGUUCACAGCAACUGUACACAUCUGGUUUUGAUGUAGUUGCCAGGCUGGUAUGGAAAUGCCCAGGAUGCAUGGCAGAAACCUGAGCUGCUUGAGAUGAACACAGUCCUCUGCUCAGCAGCCAUAAAAGUUUUGAUAGUUUCAGAGGACUGGGUGGCCUUUCUCCCUUGAUGUGAUGAUGAACAUGAGUCUCCUUUCCAUUUCUACUUUGGCAGAGUAAGCAAAACUUCCCUGAACGGGGCAUCUCACACCUAAAGUCAGGCGAGAAAUAAUACAGGGAAGGAAGGGACCCUCCGCAGGUAAUGGGAUGGCAUGGGAUUCCCUUGGAAACUCCAAGGGCCUCAAAACCUCAUUGGAAUGGGAUGAACCCGGGUAUUCACUCUUCAGUGGUUCCCAAAGAACAAACCUCUUUUGCCUAGCUCAGGCUGUUGGCAAUCUAUGUGCACCCUGAGCCCUGAAAGCAAAACUAAUGCUCCUACUUUACAUGGGCAGCUGACCCUAGAAGCAGAUCUUAACCAGACAGCUUCAUAUUAACAGUAAAUUCCCUCUGUGCCCAACUACCCAGGGGCACCCCAAGAACAAAUUUACUGUUGAACCCGAGAACCCCAGGAAGAGGGGGCAAGAGGCUGGGACAGGGCUCCCCAUAACUUCCAGCAAGGACUUCCUGUCAACAACUCCAGUUUAGGGCCUGCUCACCACUAAGUCGGGGAUGGGGUGAGGAAUGGCUUGGGAACAGGAUGAAACAAGUCAGUUGUUCUUCCCGGGGUCAGCUGUAGACAAACCUGAGACAAUAAAUCCCCUGAGGAGGGGAAGGAUGGAGAGGGAAGCUGGCCCUAGUAUACUGGCCCUGUGGACCAAUCUGGCCACACUCAAAGAAAGACCAGAGCGCCUCCAAAGUGCCAGGAAAACUGCAGAACACCAGAGGUUGUUUGGUCCCUUAGACCCGGCCACCCCCUUGCCUCCCCACAUCACUCAGGUCUGAGGACCUGCUUCCUCAGGAAGCAUGGUGAGGGAAUCAGGGGAGAGUUGGAGACAGAGUUCUUCAACUUACACUUACUUGAAAAUUAACAUAGAAAGCAGAGAGCAAAACUCAGCUCCCAGACAGGGCCUCCAUGGCAUCAGAAAGCCUGUCCACUCCUAGUGCACCUUAAUACCGGAGUCACCCCCUGUGGGCAGCCCUUACACAUUUUUCAGGAUGUCAGGUAAACUGAGAGAAAGAGGUUGAUCUCAGCAACCCAAGGAAAUGCAAAUGAGUUUGUUUCCUUAAAAGAAAUUUUACAGCUUUAAACUUUUCCCAGCCAGAAUCCUCCCAAUUUCAUCACAGUCUCCUGUCAGCAUCCAUAACCUAUUCCACUCUUUCCCCUUUCUUCUCUGUGGCUCCGAGCUGCAUUUUAGGAGGGUUUAUAUAAUGUUGUUCAUGUCAGCACAUCUCCCUGUUCCCACUCUAACCCAGCUCCUUGUAUGGAAUCGUACUUGGAAACCACACACAUAAAAUUUUUUUAAAAAAUUUCUGCUAUUCUUCCUGACUAGAAGAAUUGACAAGACAUAGACACAUUAAGUUGCAUAAAAUACAGUGGACUGAUCAGCCAAAAUGCAUCUCAUUUGCACUUGUAUGUAGCCAGGGGUAGGAGACCAUGUCACUCAUUUCUUCCCAAAUCUGUCCGCCAAGCCGGACUGACUAGCUGGAAUUUCUAGCAGGCCCGGUGGCAGGGCCAUUUGUGAGGUGGGAGGCCGGGCUGGCCCAGGCCAGAGGGAGGUGAGGGGCGUAGGGGAGGUGUCUAGAGGCCUGGCCUGAGGGCUUGAAAAAGUCUGAACCUUAUUUCUCAGCAUUUGGAGGAUGGGUGCGGGCAAAUGGAAACCCAAGCUGAGCUCUGUAGCGAUCCCUCUGGCUUGCCACUGGAUUGCAUUAAAUAAAGGGGACACCUGAAAGCAGGGGGACAGCACCGACCAUAUUUAACACUCAGGUCCAACCAUUUCCAAGAGUAGCCUCCUCACCACUCACUUUGUCACUGGGGGAGGAUAGGUUCCCGCACCUGCUCCUAACCUUGAGUUUGGACUCUGAGUUGCUCACUGCUCACCUGUCCUGAGCUGAGCCCCAGUCCUGGCCGGGAGUCCCGAGGGGACUCUUCCUCCAUCAGCAUGGAGGGGAGCAUGCAGCCAGAAUCCAGUGGGGGAAUAGGGUGAAGUUACGGGUCUUAGAGGGUGUUUCCCCCCCUUCUUUUUCUUUUAUUCACCAAUUCACCAAUCACGAGGAUUUAAACCCUGAGGGUCUCCUGGUGCUAAAGGGCCAUUUUCUACCCACCAAUUCCUACCGCGCAGUUGAACGCCUGGGCUGCGCAAGCGCUCGGGGUCACGGUCAGAGUCGUGUGGCGGCAUGGGAGUGUGAUAGCAGGACGGGAGAACCUCAGAAGGGGUGACCAGGGCGGAGUGCACAGGGCUGAACCGCUGGGCAGUGACCACCUAGCCUGCACGCGGCCUGGGGCAUGCUUUCCUUCCUUGCAAAGACCGGGGUGACGCAGAUACCCUGCCACCCCGCCAGCUCCAAGCUGCUGGAGUCCUCUCCCUCUCGCCCAGCAGGAGGGCCUGCGUCUUCAGGCCCCAUUGCAGUCGGCGACUUUCCCAGGGCCAACCAAGGGCGAGGCAAUCUGCCCGACAAGGCCAUCGCCUCACUGAGCCGCCCGGGGAACAGCCAGCGACAAAGCCCUGAGGGCUCAGGCGCAGCCACCCACCGGAGCCCGGCGGAGACCUGCGGGGGAGCAGGGACCGAGGUCGAGAGGCCCGGCAGCCAGCCACACACAGUUGACAGCCCCCAGACGUCUGCGGAGCCCCGGGAACAAUCCACGGGCUCUGCGUCCCGGGAGCGGGCUACGCCUACCAGGUCUCCUCUCCAGACCUCUCCGCCUGCACCUAGUCAUUGGGAGACAAUCAGGGGACUUUUCAACCUCUGUGAUCCUUACAGUGGCAGUUUGGAACCUACCUGCCUGGCCCUUUGCUGUACCUUGACAUUGCGCUAUCUGAACCUAGUGAGCAAUGACUGUUCGGGCCAGCUAAGUGGGCUUACCUUCUGCUGAGAGGCAGUCCCCAGGGUAGAACUACAGUGUGAUCUCUCAGGAAGCUCUUCAUCAAAACACCUCCUGUCCUUUUUCAAAAAAUAAAUUUUUUUUUUAAAAAAAGUUUGUGCCUCCCUCUCAGUGUUUGUCCCGUUCUUUUGUAGCUACAAUAAUGAAACAUGAGCCUCAGUGAUCAUUCUUUCCGUCCUUUUGUAACCAUGUCUAGUAGUGGGAACUUACAAAGCCCCAGACACAAUUCAGGUGUGUUCCAUGCUUUUCGUGUUUAAAUACCACUCACUGGGGCACACAGAAAAUUCACACUUGGUUCUGCCUU
Molecule: messenger RNA, 5525 nt
Organism: Sciurus carolinensis (gray squirrel)
Lineage: Eukaryota; Metazoa; Chordata; Mammalia; Rodentia; Sciuridae
Product: predicted GPI-anchored protein 58
Exons: 4
Coding region: 4625-5212 (195 amino acids)
Source: RefSeq, a predicted model, not a curated record